Messenger RNA from Zingiber officinale, 1353 nucleotides. RefSeq names its product aspartic proteinase CDR1-like. The record is from RefSeq and is a predicted model, not a curated record. Bases 1 to 1353 code for a protein of 450 amino acids. The transcript is spliced from 2 exons. Gene Ontology annotation, cellular component: extracellular region. NCBI's taxonomy places the organism in Eukaryota, Viridiplantae, Streptophyta, Magnoliopsida, Zingiberales, Zingiberaceae.
AUGGCAGCCAUCGUUACCUUCUUCCGCCUCCUCUUACUGAUCUGCUUCGUGCCGGCUCUUGUCCCACAGGACACUGUCUUUGACAUUGAGUUGGUCCACCGCGACUCCCCCAAGUCGCCACUGUACAAUAGCUCGAUGACACCCUUUGAUCGCCUACAGGCCGCCACUAUUCGCUCAGUCAACCGAGCUAGCUACUUGGACAAGCGCAUCACCAUGAAGACCUCCGCUGACAUGGAGAUCGGCUUGCGCUAUAUUGAAGGGGAAUUCUUUAUGCUGAUUAGCAUGGGCAUGCCAAACUCGCAAUCUGUGUGGGGCAUCAUCGACACCGGCAGCGAACUAAAUUGGGUUGACUGUGAUGGCUGCCAAUGCUCCAAUAGGAACACCACCCUAUUCAAUCCUAAUGCAUCCCUCUCCUACAAGAAGUUAUCUUGCUUUUCCGAUGAGUGUAGGAGCUUGAGCAUGGGUCGUUGCAAUGAUGAUGAGAUGUGCCAGUACCAUGCCGCCUAUGGCGGUGGCUCCAACGUCGACGGAAUUUUAUCCUCAGAAACCUUGCAUUUAGCCUCAUUAGAUCCGUUCCAAUUAUUCUUAAUUCCAAAUAUGACAUUCGGUUGCAACUUCCGGUCUGUGAAGACUGGAAUUGCCAACCCUAGCGGCAUCAUUGGGUUGCGCCCCAAGCCUCCAUCUCUGAUCCACCAGCUUGCCCCUAAGUACAUUAGCAAGUACUUCUCCUAUUGCCUGGACAUGCUCGAUGGGGGAUUCAGUAGUAGGCUCUUCUUGGGACGCGGCAAACCGACGGUCGUCGGAAAUAAGAUCGUCACGCCGCUCAAGACGCAAGACAACUUCUACGCUGUGCAACUUAACACCAUCUCGAUCCCGGAUGAGUUUGACAUCUUCCUUACUACGAGGUCCAAGUUGAGCGCCGGAAACAUCAUCUUCGACUCUGGCACCGUCAUGACCAUGCUGGACAAUGAAGUGGUGGACCAAUUGGUGAGGAAAUUGAUGGAUUACGUUAACUUGCAGACUGUGAGGAUUGACUCAUUCAAAUUGUGCUUCACGGUGUUCUCGACAGAGGUAGAGGAGAGGCUGCCGGGGUUGUCGUUCUCGUUUGAUGGGACAUUGGGGAACUUCAGGAAUCAACAAAAACUGAACAGAAAUCAAAAGAGAAUUUGCUCUGCCGGAAUUGCAUACACCACUGAGACUGAGGUUGCUGGAAUUCCUGCCUUCGAAACGCCGUCCACGGGAGUUUACCGCAGCAUCAGUCUUGGAUUUGCUUUAGUAAGUUUUGCCGGAAUUGAAGAACAGAGGCUGAGCUUGAAGAUGAUGAAAUUCUGCCAGAGUUGGAUACACCACUAA